Messenger RNA from Cavenderia fasciculata, 585 nucleotides. RefSeq lists its product as uncharacterized. The record is from RefSeq and is a predicted model, not a curated record. The transcript is spliced from 3 exons. Lineage: Eukaryota; Evosea; Eumycetozoa; Acytosteliales; Cavenderiaceae. The coding region runs from base 1 to 585 and encodes 194 amino acids.
AUGUCUUCAGCCUAUUCAUUAAAACUCGAAUUCUCACAAGCUGCUUUGACUGCCCUCAACAGUGCCAGUGAAAAAGUUUGUGUUGUUUGGUUGACCUUCAAGCCCUUCCCACACAAUACUAUUGAUUGGGCCGAAGCCUAUGGCAUCUACGCAAGUUCUACAUCUGUACAACAUGGAGCUACCAUUAAUAGAUUAUCAACUUUAAAGGCUGUAUCAAAGACUCAUCAAUAUCCAUUUAAUGAAUCAGGUUUCUUUGAUGGACCAAAUCAAACUCAUGUCAAAUCAUAUGGUUUAAUCAACAAUUACAACGAGCCAUUGACAUUUGGUCUCACCCAAACUGCCAUGGUCAACGGACACCAAGUUGACUCCGAACUCAAUGCCGUCACCGUAUUGCACAACCAAUCUGCUGAAUUUACACCAAUUGUAACCCUUUCAGUCUAUGUAGCUGCCUCUUUCAACAAUGGUAGUGUCAUUUCCGAUAUUUCAAGUAACACUCUUGUUCUUACCUAUACCUCUGAUACCCACAAGAAUAUCUAUUAUGAUGAUGUUCAAAAUUGCUUUGUCGAGGGAAAUCUACCCCUUUAA